Molecule: messenger RNA, 840 nt
Organism: Sphaerulina musiva SO2202
Lineage: Eukaryota; Fungi; Ascomycota; Dothideomycetes; Mycosphaerellales; Mycosphaerellaceae
Exons: 1
Coding region: 109-531 (140 amino acids)
Source: RefSeq, a predicted model, not a curated record
CACACAGCUUGUAGAAAACACCAGCCACCACUUCAGCCAACCGGUCCAACCCAGAAAUCUACGCACCCGCACCGCGAAACGCCGCAACAACAACAAUAAACAGCAAUCAUGUUUCUCCUCCGCACCUCCCGUUUCACCAUUCCUGCAACACGCGCCCGAGCAGCAGCACCGUUCCGCGUCUCCCAACCCUUCUCCACACUCCCACGCCUCUUCUCCGGCAGCGAUUACGGGUCCGGCGAACACAAUAAAGAAAAGAAUCUUGAAAGCGCGAGCCACGACAAGGAACAUCCAGGACCUGCUGCACCAUCGACAGGAGGCAAGAGCAGCAGCAGCAGCAAGAAGUCUAACGACAAGAGCGUCGAGAGCGGCUCGGAGAGCAGCAGCAGCAGUGAAGGAGCACAGCCUAAGAUCUUGAGCGAAUCACCGCCAAAGGAGAAUGAGCAGUCGGAUGAUGUCAAGUCGCACAACAAGGAGGUGAAGGCGCGUGUCGAAGGGACUUACAAGUCCAAGGAGAAGGAUACCCAUUCGUAGGGAGGCAAGAGGAGUUGGUUUCGGACAGGUUCUUUCAGUUUGUAGCAGUGUUCAUCACUGCUAGACGUACAACGACUGCGCCUGAAAGAAGGCGAGACGCCCGCUACGAGGGCGAGGAAAGGAUUGUUGUUAUUACUGUUGAAUCGGACUCUUUGAGGAGGUCGCGCGCAGUAAUGAAGAAAAGCAAGCCGGACAAAGCCCGUUUUUGUAAGCCGACAUUAUCCCCGCCGAGACUUCCCACUGGCACCAGGGGUGUUCAACUAGGUACAUGUAAUAUUGCAAAACCCAAUAAAUGGUCGUCAAAGACAC